AGUCUGUACUCGGCCUAAGCUUGCGCACAUCGUUCGCUCAGCGCCGUAGCAGCAGUGCCGCGUAGACCUCACGACGGAUGCUACGUCCGACUGGCUACGUACCGCGUUCGUAUUCUUACCGCAAUGCUUGUACAAGCGAAUCUAUACUUCAGUGCAGUGUUCUAAAUUCGAAUAAAAGUUUUUAUUUAUUUAUUUAUUUCGUUUCUGGCAUCGUGUGUUGUGAACGAACUUUUUUUCUAGUAAUUUUUUUUUUGUCUUUCGCAAAAAUUUACUCCGAAGUUCAGGCGAUGGAGUGAAAACAAUACCGACGCUGUGUGGAAUUUGAAAAUCAAAUGACUUGACGUUCGAAAUCGAAUAACCUCAAUUCGAAAUUCAAAAAUGACGUGUCCGUUCCGACGCGCCUCGUCGCAACAUCAGUUCGCAAAUGGCGCCGGCUCGACGAGCAAGAGGCCAGAGUUUCGUUCCCGCACUUCGUCAGUCCACCUGCCUGGCCCCGAGGAAGAAGACAACGAACGCAACACAUUGACGCUUAAGCAUCUAAGUGAAGCCCUGCAACUGUUAACUGCGCCUUCGAACGAGUGCUUACACGCUGCGGUAACAUCUCUUACGAAGAACCAAGCGGAACACUACGACAAAUACAAUUGUUUACGCAGAUUACCCGAUGAAGUGAAGACCUGUAGAAAUUAUGCGUAUCUCCAAGAAAUCUACGACGCGGUGCGAGCGACAGACAGUGUUAGCACUAAAGAUUUUAUGGCGAAAUUAGGAGAAUAUUUAAUAUUAACAGCGUUUUCACACAAUUGCCGAUUGGAGAGGGCUUUCAAAUGUUUAGGCACCAAUUUGACUGAAUUCCUGACCACAUUAGACAGUGUACAUGACGUAUUGCACGACCAGGACGAUUCACUCAAAGACGAAACUAUUGAAUACGAAGCUAAUUUCGUAUGCACAACAUCACAAGAGGGGAAGAUACAACUUCAUCUCACGACCGAAAGCGAGCCGGUCGCUUACCUACUGGUGGGAAGUCUUAGAGCAAUAGCCCGAAGGCUGUACGAUACACGGACAGAUAUAAGACUGAUGAGCUACACCAACGACCCAAGAAGAUUUAGAUAUGAAAUAAACGCUGCCCCGCUAAACCUUAAAACCAAAGAGGAAAACUGCGAUACAACGAAUGAACCUGCUCCAAUUGCCACGUCAACCAAAGUGACAGAUCUGAAGAUAGGCGUCGCCAGUUUCUGCAAAGCCUUCCCUUGGCAUUUUGUUACAGAUAAGCGUUUGGAACUCGUCCAGCUCGGUGGAGGUUUCAUGCGUCUCUUCGGAAUGCACCUCGCCUCUCAUGGUUCGUCUCUCAACACGUUCUUCAGACUGCUUCGUCCUCGUGGAGUCCCCUUAGACUUCCGCGAGAUACUGAAAAGGGUCAAUACUCCCUUCAUGUUUUGCUUGAAGAUACCAGGGUCUACUUCUUUGGCUGAGGGCUUAGAAAUAAAGGGCCAAAUGGUGUUUUGUUCCGAAUCGGAUUCCCUUCUCUUCGUGGGCUCUCCGUUCCUUGAUGGACUUGAAGGCUUAACUGGGAGAGGCCUUUUCAUAUCAGAUAUUCCACUCCACGAUGCAACAAGGGAUGUCAUUCUAGUGGGAGAACAGGCUCGGGCACAGGACGGACUUCGAAGGCGUAUGGACAAACUUAAGAACUCAAUCGAAGAAGCAAGUAAAGCGGUAGACAAAGAGCGCGAGAAGAAUGUCAGUCUUCUGCAUUUAAUAUUCCCACCUCACAUCGCUAAAAGGCUGUGGCUAGGUGAGAAGAUAGAAGCGAAAAGCCACGAUGACGUCACAAUGCUGUUCAGUGACAUCGUCGGCUUCACAUCCAUCUGUGCUACUGCAACACCGAUGAUGGUUAUUGCGAUGCUGGAGGAUCUGUACAGCGUAUUUGAUAUAUUCUGUGAGGAGCUUGACGUUUAUAAGGUGGAAACAAUAGGUGAUGCAUAUUGCGUUGCAAGUGGCUUACACCGCAAAAUCGAGACGCACGCACCCCAGAUCGCAUGGAUGGCGUUACGCAUGGUCGAAACAUGCGCACAGCAUUUGACGCAUGAAGGAAAUCCCAUCAAGAUGCGCUUAGGACUGCAUACUGGUACAGUACUAGCCGGGGUCGUCGGUAAAACUAUGCAGAAAUACUGCCUUUUCGGUCAUAACGUGACCCUUGCAAAUAAAUUUGAAUCCGGCUCAGAACCACUGAAGAUCAACGUCAGUCCCACCACUUACGAGUGGCUAAUACAAUUCCCGGGCUUCGAAAUGGAAUCGCGAGACCGUUCCUGUCUCCCGAAUUCAUUCCCCAAGGACAUCCCGGGAACAUGUUAUUUCCUUCACAAGUACGUACACCCGGGAACGGACCCUGCGGCGUCCCAGGUCAAACAUAUACAGGAUGCGUUAAAAUAUUAUGAAAUAGGACAAUUCGGACAAAGUAAUCCAGUUGAAAAUGACCCGGAGCCAACAUAGUCACGACACGAGCGGUUAUGAUAAUUUUAAUAUUAUCUACAAUGUACAUAGCUUUAAUUAGAGCUUUGUUUGUUAUUGUUUUAGAUAUAUUCGUAUUUGUGUUAUUACGAGAAUCAAUUGAAGUUAGUACUACCAUUAAACAUAUUUGUAAUUUUAAUUAGUGUAUCACGGGAUCGUUGUACUUGCUGUUCAAAUAAAUUAAAAAUACAUUAUAAUAAGUGUCGAUGUUCAAUGUUUAAGUGUUCGUCUAUAUCACGGCAUAGAAAUACUUUCAGCUUUACAAAGGAAUCUAUUCGUUAAUAAAAUAGAAUAAAACACUUUUUUGGAGUCAUAUUAUGCCCAAUAAUGUAGAGCGUAUCAUGAUUACAAUCCAAACCCUUAGCUAUAAAAUAGUUCUAGUCAUUGUUUGUAAGAAAAUAAGCAGCCUUUGGGAAUAAAUGUUUCUAAGUUUUUUCUUUAGAAAUAGAAUAGAAUAUUUAUGAAGCUUUACUAAUAAAAUGUAAGGGAAUGUAAAUAAAUUGAAUCCGGGAUAAUUACGACUUACUUAGAGUUAAUGCGAAUUGCUUAAAAAUAAAGCAAAAUAAUGUUAAAAUUUCGCUACGAUUAGAUUAAUAUUUUAUUAAGCAUAAUAUUGUGUAACGAGUUAAUGGCGAAUUUGUAGAAUCACUGUUUAUAAAGAACUGUAUCGUAAUCUCACGUUAUCGAUUUAAUUUAACUAUUUAGUGAUAAAAUUCAUACAUGUGUAAUUCACAUCUUAGACGUUGUAAAUAAAUUUUGAUUCUAUAAAAACAAAAGCGUACGUUCUAAAAUAGGUAAUGGGCUUUAGUAUAUUGUUGACUUUUCGGAAUAAUAAUAAUAAUAAUAAUAAUAAUAAUAAUGUUUUUAUUUCAAGUAUCCAUGACUCAUAUAAAUUGUUAAUAAGACUUAGACCUAUGUUAGUAGUUAUAUUUACAUCACAAUGAAUUAUGUAUAUCAUGUAAGUCUAAGUUAAAAUAAUUUUAGUAAUCAAUUUCAAGGCCGACCAAGGGUACAUUCCUAUAUUGGUUUUAAUAAGAUACACCAUAUAAAUCAACUAAAAGGUCUUGGAAUUUAAAUUUGUAAAAUUUUUUUAAGUACAUUUUUUUAAUCCUCUAUAUUCCCUUGAACAUAAAUUUAAAUCCAAUAAAUCUCUGAUUUAACGUUAAAAGAACCUUAAUUUUUCCAAAAUUAAUUUACUCCGAGGUAUUCUUUUCUAAUUUCAGUAAAAAAUGAAUUAAGGUAAGUGAAUAUGAAUGUUAUGUACUUGAGAUGUCUUUAUACCUUUCCAGUAAAUGUCCACGACUUCGUUCACGCUGUCUUCUAGAUUUCGCGAAAUUUUUAUUAUGAUGCACUCAUUGCAAAAAAAUCCUCCUCGAAAAUGUAAUCAUGUUCGCGUGAAUACUCUAAGAAUACCUACAGAUAAUCGUUUUGAGAUAUAUUCAUUUUAUAGAUGUGAAUAUCGGAAGAAAUGUAUAAAUGGCUAUUGUCUAAAUAAAAAUAUGCUUGUAGGUGUACUUGGCAAUAAGUAAGUGAUAGAUUAAAAUUUAUAUUUCUAUAUUUUUUUCCAUUCUGUUUGUUAAGUGCAAUGAAAUUGUUACAAUUUCAAAACUUGGAUUAAAAAGAAACAAUAAUUUCUCUUUUCGGAAAUCCUUGCUGUGCCUUCUUCUCACGUUAAUCUCAAAAUUAUAAAAAUAGUUAUUUAAAAGUAAAAGUACAUUAGGUAAAUUGUAGACUUUUUAUUUAUAAUGAAAUAAUAAUUUAUUUAAAUUAUUCGAGAGUUAUUUAAAUAUUUCCAAAUCUAGAACAUUCAUACAGAACGUAUAAUAUAAAAAAAAACUAUUUUAAAUUUCUAUUAAACAUUUUUCAGUGUUGUGAUUUAGAUUAGUUUAGUGGAAUUAUAGUCAUUAGUACUAAUGAAACACAAUUCAUAAGUAAUUAAUUACGCUUACGUUUAAAUACAUCGCGUAAUUAGUUUAUGAUCUAGUCGAUAAUUAAGAAUAUAUUGAUAAUAUAAUAUAUUAUGUAUAUGAUAAUACUCGAUAUUGGAUAGUGCUUUAGAUUCUCAUUACGUAGCAUUCCAUUAAUUAGGAAAAUAUAUUAUAUUAAACAGUUUUGCAGUUUUGCUCUGACAGUUUUGCUCUGACGUUGCUGAGUUGAGGCUUCAAAUAAAACGUGAGAUUCGAGACGAUAACUUGGGAUUUAGUUUCUUUUCCACGAUAUUAUUUGUCUGAAAAAAAAAUAGGUUUGAAGCGAACGAAAGUCACGUAAAAUACAGGCACACGUGGUGACUUUGCGAUUUUCUUUCUACAUUUUAUGUCGAUCGAAUGAAAAUGAACCUUAGAGAAUGUUUUGAUAAAUCUUAUUUUAUUUACUUUGAACAAACGAAUAUAGAUAAAGUCGCGUUAUAAAAUGAUUUACGCCAAUCUUUAAAUCUAACAUCGUGUGUAGUUAAUUUGAUCUAAACCUCUUCCCGUUGUCGACAAAGAAUUACAAAAAAUGUUUUCCGUAAGUAAAAAUUUGAAUUAUAAUUCUAUGUAAAAUUCUUAUAAAUAUAAAUAUAUAAAUUUCGGGAAUCGUUUUAAAUAAAUAUUUAAUUCAUUCUUCUAUAAAUAAUUGAAACAAUUAUAAGCCUGUAUUAAUAAAUAAAUUAUUAAUAUUGCUAUAUAGUAUGUGAUUAUAAUAAAACAAUUGAAAUAACUAGAAAAUUAUAAGAAUUCUGCAGAAUUAGUUAUUAGAAUUAGUAGAAUUAUUAUUCUAUACAAUUUAUAUUUCUAUAGAAAAUUAUAAGAAUUUACAAGUCUGCUUUACUUAUCACAAACCUUUAAAAUUAAUACUAUUUUUGUGUCAGUAAUAGUUGAUCAUGAAUAUAUGCAACUGUAAUAAUUAAAUUUUAUAGCUAAAAUUAUAUACGUAAUCAUAAUUCGGUUAAAAGUUAUUUCAAUUGUUUUAUUAUAAUCACAUACUAUAUAGCAAUAUUAAUGAUUUAUUUAUUAAUACAGGCUUAUGAUUGUUUCAAUUAAUUAUAGAAGAAUAAAUUAUAAUUUUAUUUAAUACGAUUCCCGGAAAUUAAUGUUUUGUUCUUAAUUAAACAUGAAAAUCUUAAUUUUUAGACCAAAUUAAGCGAAAAAUAUCUUUUAACCACAAAUUCAUUGGAAUAAGAUUUUCGUUCUAAUUCUAUAAACCACCAACGACUCCAAAAUGCUAAAUAUGUAGUUUGGGCAGAUUGUUAGCAUUUCACUGAAAUUUCUGUAGGCAAUUUGGCAACGGGCGCAAAAAGUGUAUCAGGAUAUGGCGAGUCCGUCAGCAUUCACUAAAUAUGUUCUAGAAUACACUAAUUCGCUACCAUUGCUAUUAUAUGUAUUAAGUAAAUAAAAAUGGACGUAAAUAACAGACUUAAAGGAAUCUUUUGAUCUCAUUGUUAGUUGACUGCUUUGUGAGUAUGAAAAUAUACUAGUCUUUGUAUUUUAUUAGAUAGUAGAAUCGUAGAUAAGUUUGGCUAUUAUAAUAGUUUAUAAAAUUUAGAUUCGCUGACAGAUCAGUAUGCCUUUUCCUAAAAAUUAAUUGCUGUUUGUUAGUCUCGCUAAAACUCGAGAACGGCUUAACCGAUUAGGCUAAUUUUGGUCUUAUUUAUUUGUGGAAGUCCAGAGAAGGUUUAAAAGGUAGAUAAAUAUGAAAAUGCUCGGAAUUACAUAAAAAUAACAAUUUUGUUUUUCCUUUCAUGUGUCCCCCAUCCGGUGCGGUGGAUUCCUUUUGUUUGUUUCAAGUUUAUUUAUGCAAAAGUUUAGGUCUUUUAUUUAUCGAUUGAGGCACUACAAAGUCUACCGGGUCCGCUAGUUUUAAAAUAAAAUGAAUUGAAAUAUUUUUUUGGCAAAGUUUGUCUAAACGUAAAAGUAAACUAUAAUUUAACUCUUGAAAUACUAUAACACUUAUAUAUUAGUGCAUACUUAGUAUAAGUAUGUGGUAAUUAUGUCUACGUUAUAUACUUUGAGUAUACCGGGGAACCGGACAGACAAUUACGGGUCCACUUGUAAAUUCAACCUCAGGACAGAUAUAAAAUACAAAAUAAUAUUUAGAAUUCGUUCGUCCUAUCGGGUUCAGAUGUAAAUUUGAACUAUGCAGGGACCCAGUUGAACACGAAAAAUAAUUAUCGAAUUUGGUCCCGCCAUUUUGAAAGAGUUCAGUGACAAGCUUACAAAAAAAUAAUUUAAGCUUCGUCAUUGUCAGAUAAACAUUUGCUAUAAUUACUAUUUGGAGAUUUCGACAUUUAGACUAUCAAUACUAGUUUAAUAACCAAAUUACUCUCUACAGAGUAGAUAUUGGUUUGGCAUCGACAAAUUCCAUAAUAUAUUAUGUUGUGAUAAUACUAUUGUAUAUGUCGUCUAAGUAUGUAGUUGGCUUUAUUUAAAUAUAAGUUGCAAUACUCAAUUUCAUCCAAUCAGGAGCUGUGGCCAUUAUUGAUGCGAUUAGUUAUUAGAUCGCCAGGAAAUGUAGGUAAAAUAACAAAAUCGUAUUUACCGGCGGCCAUAUUGAAAUAUGACAUCGAAGUCUUAAAGGCACUUAAUUGAAGGCGGAAUGUUACUUCGCAGCAAUAGGGCGGAUAAUGGCGCCGACCUAGGCCGUUUGAAAAUAUAAAAGAAAUAGAACACUAUAUUACUCCUAUAGCCACUAAUAGUUAGAGGCUAGCGGUUACUCUGUGAAAGCAAUCAUCGUAUUAAAUAUUAAGGCAUACAUCCAUCGAAAUGCCUCAAAGGGGUUCUAUACAAAAAGCCUAAAGUAUAUUAUGAAACAAACAAACAUAAAGUAUAAAAAGGUGAUUAGUAUUUUAACUGAGCUUGUCUUUGUUGUACUGUCAUACCGUCACGUGUCGUUUUUAAGUGUAAAUAUUCACCCAUGAAAUUUUAAAUCUAGACUUACCUUCGGCUAUUCGUAUGGUAGUUUUUUGUAGUUUUGAAUUUAUAUAUUUCAAGUUAUUGUUUACGUAUAUGUAUGUAUGUAUGUAUGUACGUAAGCCAAGAACGGCUUCUCUUACAAAAUAACUGAUCUUUGACGUAAUUCACUAAGUGUAAGCUGUUUGUACUUCACGCUAUCUCGAAAUUUAUGUAAUAAUAUUAUUAUGUGUUUGUUUGAAUUCUCGCUGUAAGUUAAAUUUAAACUGUGAAUGCACUAUUAGUGGAAAACGAAAUAAAAUGUUUCUUUCAUAAAA
Bombyx mori (domestic silkworm) is the source of this 7705-nucleotide messenger RNA. RefSeq names its product soluble guanylyl cyclae alpha-1 subunit (gene Gycalpha99B). Bases 379 to 2484 code for a protein of 701 amino acids. Gene Ontology annotation, biological process: cGMP biosynthetic process; response to oxygen levels. Lineage: Eukaryota; Metazoa; Arthropoda; Insecta; Lepidoptera; Bombycidae. The record is from RefSeq and is a predicted model, not a curated record. The transcript is spliced from 15 exons. Gene Ontology annotation, molecular function: guanylate cyclase activity; heme binding. Gene Ontology annotation, cellular component: guanylate cyclase complex, soluble.